Molecule: messenger RNA, 1672 nt
Organism: Corythoichthys intestinalis (scribbled pipefish)
Lineage: Eukaryota; Metazoa; Chordata; Actinopteri; Syngnathiformes; Syngnathidae
Gene: decr1
Product: 2,4-dienoyl CoA reductase 1, mitochondrial
Exons: 10
Coding region: 433-1410 (325 amino acids)
Biological process (GO): fatty acid beta-oxidation
Cellular component (GO): mitochondrion
Molecular function (GO): 2,4-dienoyl-CoA reductase (NADPH) activity
Source: RefSeq, a predicted model, not a curated record
CACGCGACAGCUGACUGACGGACGGACGGUCAUCCGACGGCCACUUACCGAUCGACGAGGAGAUUCGCGACGUAGUCUUUUCCCGACUUGCGUUUGCCGCUGAAAAUCAAAAUGAGUUGGGGCUCCGAAUCCCGAUCGCCUUCGAUCCGGGACGACAUCGCACACGCGCGGUCGAUCGAUCGAUCGAUCGACCGACCGACCGACCGACGAUUUCGGCGAGGAUCACCGGAAGAGCUUCAAAACAAGAGUCUCGGUUGUUCGGCGGGUAACAAUCGAGCGACGACCGAGAUCUGACGCCGUACUUUGGCCCGACUCUCCCCACCAGAGAGAAAUGGAGGAUGCGGACUCGUCGCCGCCCCGCCCUUUCCGCUUUAUUGUGAAAGGGUGGAGGCGUACAUCCGCCUCAGGUCGGCGGCUGCGGCUCUCGUCAACAUGGCGUCGGCGUUUCUUCGGAGGAAAUCUAUGCAAACUUUUGUGGGGUCUCGUCGGAGCAGGUCGGCGGGCGUCGGGCCCCUCCCCCAGUCGCGCUUCUUCCCGCCGCUGGAGACGGCCAUGCUGCCGCCCGGAACUUUCCGAGGACGGGCGGCCCUGAUCACGGGAGGCGGGACCGGACUGGGCCGCGCCAUGACCGCCGUCCUCUCCCAGCUGGGGGCGCAGUGCGUCAUCGUCAGCAGGAAGUUGGAGGUCUUGCAGAAGACGGCGGAGGAGAUCAGCGGGCAGACGGGAAACCCGGUCCACGCGCUGCAGCUGGACGUCCGAGAUCCGGAGGCCGUGGCGCGCUGCGUCCAACGCGUGGAAAGCCUGACGGGCCUGCCCGACGUGAUCGUCAACAACGCGGCGGGAAACUUUGUGUGCCCGUCGGAAAAUCUUUCGGCCAACGCCUGGAAGAGCAUCGCCGACAUCGUCCUGAACGGAACCGCCUUCGUCACGCUGGAGCUCGGCAAGAGGCUCGUUCGCAGCCAGAAAGGCGCCGCGUUCCUGGCCAUCACCACCAUUUACGCCGAGUCGGGCUCCGGGUUCGUGGUACCCAGCGCGGCGGCUAAGGCCGGCGUAGAGGCGCUCUACAAGUCUUUGGCGGCAGAGUGGGGACGUUACGGACUCCGUUUCAACGUGAUCCAGCCCGGACCCAUCCGAACCAAGGGGGCCUUCAGCCGGCUGGACCCCACGGGAGAGUUUGAAGCCGGCGCGCUGAGCCGCAUCCCCGCGGGCCGACUGGGCCGGGCGUCCGAGUUGGCCAACCUGGCGUCGUACCUGUGCAGCGACUACGCCAGCUGGAUGUCGGGAUCGGUGGUUCGCUUCGACGGCGGCGAGUACGCCAUGAUGGCGGGCGAAUUCAACGAGUUGCGCAAGGUCACGCCUGAGCAGUGGAAGCUGAUGGAAAAGAUGAUCCGGAGCACCAAAGGAUCCUGAAGCCAAAGCGGCCGCCCCCCCGAACCACUGAUGGCGAGUCACCGGACGGCCUUCUGAAACGCGUCCGUUUCGUCACAAUCUGGAACCGCUCAUUGACUUCUCAAAAUGGUCGUUUUUUUAAAAACCUUUUUUUGUGACGGUUGUUUAUGGAAAGGCCUUAUGUUAAAAGUCACCUUGUGGCGGAACAGAACGGGCGGUCGAUGGAGGACCGGGACCGGCUGUGCCAAAAUGGAAUCCGUCAAUAAAUUGGCAUGUCAUCCGA